CUAGGCAUCAUCGGGUGAAGUUAAUUCGCUCCUGCAAUUUUUGAUUUUUUUCCCCUUCAACUCCAAAGCUAUGGCGUCAUUCGGGAGGAAGCAAGGUGUAGCGAUGGUUACCAAUCUGUUGAAAACCCUUCUAAGACCCCCGGUCACUAGUUUCCCUUCCGGCUCGAGGAGUAUUAACGGCAGCGCCGCCGGCAUCGUUAGCAGCGAGAUCUUCACCUCUCACACUGCUAAAUGGAUGCAGGAUAUGAACAAAAAAUCUCCAAUGGAGUUGAUCAAUGAAGUUCCACCAUUGAAGGUGAAUGGCAGGAUUGCUGCCUGUGAAGGAGAUAGUAACCCUGCACUUGGACAUCCAAUUGAGUACAUAUGCCUUGAUCUGGAUUCACCUGCGAUUUGCAAGUACUGCGGCUUACGUUAUAUCCAAGAUCACAGUGGUCAUCACCAUUGAGAUGCUGAAAAUCAACCAUUUGUCUUCUUAUGCAACUGCCCUAAUGAAACAGGACUGCAUCCGCUUAUCAACUGUAUACUGUGAACCUCAUUUUAAUUCUGCAAAUUGAUGGUGGCCUUCUGUAAUAACAACUAUAUUAUGUCUUUAUGAACAUGAAUUGUUGUGUUUAAGUGAAUAUUUCAUUACUAUGUGGAUGAGGAGAACAGUGUAGAGUUCAAUUAUUUUAGUCGAACAUAACAUGGAAAUGAGUCCUUAAGGGGCGUGUUUGGUCAAAACAGUUGGAAUGUAUAAUGAUCUAGUCCGGAUGG
Molecule: messenger RNA, 753 nt
Organism: Cuscuta europaea
Lineage: Eukaryota; Viridiplantae; Streptophyta; Magnoliopsida; Solanales; Convolvulaceae
Source: the annotation of a GenBank genome assembly